UGGGCUGUUUCUUUUGUAAUCAUGAUGGGAACUGUUUCUUAUAAAAAGAUGGGAUAAAGUAAACUAACAAAAUAAAACGUCAAAAUCCGUUUAGAUAUACGAAUUGCUGGAAAAAAUUGUUAAGACAAAGUCUUUAUUAGUAGUAUAGCACUAAAGAAAAUUUUCAAGGAUAUCAAAAAAAUGAUUUCAUCUAGUACACUAUAUCUGUUUCUAUAAUUCCUUUUAAGAAUUAUCAAGUAAUAUACUUGUGAUGACAUAAACAUAAGAAUUGUUCAAUUUGUCAACACCUUGUUAUUUAGUUCUACUAUAUAACUGUUUUGUAAAGGCAAUAUAUGUUCAUCACAACCUCCCAAUAACUUGAAAAUAAUGGAGAGCAAAACCAACAAAUACUUAGCCCUGAUUCUUGUUACAUUCUUGAUCAGUCUAUACUACCAUCCUAUUUCCGCCACACCACAGCAUGGCCAUGCCCAUUUCGUGCUGGUUCAUGGGGCCGGUCACGGCGCUUGGUGUUGGUAUAAACUCAUACCAAUAUUGAAAUCUCAAGGACACAACGUAACUGCAGUCGACUUAGCUGCAUCCGGGAUCGAUCUAAGUCGUGCUGAAACUCUCUUGUCGAUCAACGAGUAUAUUGAGCCACUGAUGGACCUAAUGAAUAGUCUAAACGUGGAUGAGAAGGUGAUUCUGGUGGCACAUAGUUUUGGUGGGCUUGCUAUUUCCAAGGCCAUGGAGUUAUUCCAUGAUAAGGUUCAUAUGGCUAUUUUCGUUACUGCCCUAAUGCCUGGCCCAACCUUCAAUUUCACGUUUCUUUCUAAAGGGUUGGUGAGGUGGCAAGCUCCAUUACUAGACAUGAAGUUUAUAUUUGGAGAUGGGCCUAAUAAACCUCCUACUCUUUCCAUUGGAGGUCCACUUUUCCUUUCUUUAAAUAUGUAUGACCUUAGUCCAAGAGAGGACGUUGAAUUGGCGGGUGCAUUGGUUCGGCCACAGCGCUUAUUCAGCAACGAAGAUAUAGACACAAGUCUUGUGCUCACGCCCGAGAGAUACGGAUCGGUAAAUCGGAUCUUUGUAGUGUCCGAGAAAGACAAAACAUUGAUGAAAGAGUUCCAACUCUGGAUGAUCAAGAACAAUCCUCCUAAUCAUGUGGAGCAUAUCCAGGAUUCUGAUCAUAUGGUCAUGAUUUCCAGGCCGUUGGAUCUCGGUGACCGUCUUUUAUCUUUGGCUAAGAAGUUCGCUUGAAAAUAUUUGACAUUUGAUUCAACAUUUUGUUGCGAGUUCUUAUGGUUAUCACUUCUACUAUUCUUGUGUUGCAAAAGCCUUGUGUGAGUAUUUAUAUUUUGUAUGUGAUCA
This is a messenger RNA of Brassica napus (rape), 1344 nucleotides long. RefSeq names its product methyl jasmonate esterase 1-like. Lineage: Eukaryota; Viridiplantae; Streptophyta; Magnoliopsida; Brassicales; Brassicaceae. Gene Ontology annotation, biological process: salicylic acid metabolic process; jasmonic acid metabolic process. The transcript has 3 exons. The coding region runs from base 367 to 1233 and encodes 288 amino acids. The record is from RefSeq and is a predicted model, not a curated record. Gene Ontology annotation, molecular function: methyl salicylate esterase activity; methyl indole-3-acetate esterase activity; methyl jasmonate esterase activity.